UCGAAUCGCGGAAGGAUAAUGGUCAGAUACGUCACAUGCGCGAUGAACAGGGCGAUGCAGAGGGUCGCCCACGGAAUGAGAAGAGGGUGGACUGUGCGGUGUGCCGGCGCAUCGUACAAGUGGUAUAG
Molecule: messenger RNA, 128 nt
Organism: Acaulospora colombiana
Lineage: Eukaryota; Fungi; Glomeromycota; Glomeromycetes; Diversisporales; Acaulosporaceae
Source: the annotation of a GenBank genome assembly